Molecule: messenger RNA, 354 nt
Organism: Plasmodium adleri (nom. inval.)
Lineage: Eukaryota; Apicomplexa; Aconoidasida; Haemosporida; Plasmodiidae
Product: conserved Plasmodium protein, unknown function
Exons: 3
Coding region: 1-354 (117 amino acids)
Source: RefSeq, a predicted model, not a curated record
AUGACGAAGGAGUAUGUUGUAAAGGCUAACGACGUUUACAUGUUAAUAAAAAUUUGUAACUUGUUAGAUAUCAAUGCAGUGAGCCAUGUAAAAACAGCAAUAAAAAGUAUCAUCUUAGAUUUGUUUGGGAUAUCCAUGUUAUUAAUGGUUAGUUUUAAAAUUAUAAAACUAGUAGAUGAUAAUAUGUUUUUUAUUUUGAAGACGGAUAUAAGGUUCGUAAACUUAUUUUUAUAUGUCAUGCAACCUGACCACACGACUAAAUAUGAAUUUUCUUUAGAGGUCAUAAAGGUAUCCAAUUUUUUGCCCAAUAUUACCUGCACAUCAAACAGUAACAUUCAAAUUGAAAAUAUGUAG